AAGCUGCAGAUGAUAAUGACUGCUGUUGCCUCUAGUAUUCAUUCUGCUGCUUGUGAUACGUUACGGAGAUGCUACAUUUUCUGUUGCUAGUUACGAAUGCUUAUGAUGAAUGUUAAUGGAUAUCGCAAUAUCAUAUGCAGUUUCCUUCCCAUGGCGGUUCGAACAUUGGAAGGAAUGGAAGUGCCUUGUGGCUGGAGGGGUCACGUGAACGUUACAUGUGCAUCUGUGGUGCAUACAACAGAUGCACAUGUAAACUUCGAUUGUCACACACACAAUUCGAGGCAUGUACCAUGAGCUAAAUAAUCAAUGUGAAUCGAUGAGUCCCUGCAUCUCUCCACCUUCAUUGCCGAGUUUUGCAUACAGGAUAAUGCGUGGUGUCGCUCUUAUAAGACGCUCCGGAAAGGGAGACGCACCCUAACCUUGUGCCACGUGUCAAUAGUUAUACUGAUCUGGUCUUACACACGCAAGCCUAUCGGGUUAUUAAGGCGCACCGGAACAUAAGACGCACCCCAAAUGUGCGCCCGGAGCCAAUGCAGCUAUACGAAACUAGCCACGCACACGCAAAGCUAUGGCAUUAUAAGAGGCACUCCCUACGUUGUGUUUGAAUAUCCAGGAGGAGCGGUGGCGGUGGGAAGAAUAGUGCAUUUUAAAAAUGGGUAUUUCCUAUUCAGUAGAUUCGCUGGUAAGUGGCUCAUUACAUUGCUUCCUCGUCAGUCCUCAGCGAAUCCUGCCAGGAAACGACGUUUUCAGUGUACAAAACAUGAUGUGAAACUAAAACGCACAUGGGGAAACCCCCAUCCGUCGUGUGAAUCGUCUAUAAGUAGCAACGAGCUGCUUGCGUCGGGGAACUAAACCCAUUUACCGUAAACCCAUUUGCCUCCCAACUACUUGCGAGUCGAGAUGAACACCCUUUGUGUCACAUGUAUCCUGCUCACCACACUACCGGGGGUGAUAACCCUCCUUUCCGUGAAAACUCCGACUGAACUCACCGUCAUCACGGGCAGUGACUUGGAAAUCCCGUGUCAGUGGAAUGUCCCUCAAGGAGACGGAAAGUCAAGUGACAGUGACAUCAUUCUACAGUGGUUCAUUGAAACGGACAAAGGCGAGAGGCGACGGGUGUUCUACAAGAAAGGCCACCUGCAGGUGCGGGAGAAACCAGAGGGAUACGCGCGAGAGAUGCUCGUGGGGAAAGACUUCACGAUGCUCCUGAAGAACGUCACGCGGCAGGACAGCAGGGGCUACAUCUGCCAGGUGACGGCGGGAGCCGGAGGCACCGAGGACAGCACCGCGCGCGUCACGGUGCGAGAUGUGGUCCCUCCAGAGACUGAAUUUCCCGACAAGUCUGUCGUUAUAACACAAGAAACUUAUGCGGAGGUCGGCGUGUGCAUCGCGAGGAAUGGAUAUCCACAGCCCAAGAUCACAUGGCACAGAGGCAAUGAGUCUGUGGUCACUUCAACCGACUUCAUCGUUCAGGAGACGGUCACCGAGUACGCCGGCGACCUGUACACGGUCACCUCGAGAAUGUUGUACCGGCAGCGAUGCUUCACGAACGCCACCUUCCACUGCCAGGUUCACCACGGCUCGCCGGCUCGGCCAAGCACCGUCGCCUCGGGCAAAAUAACCGCAGUGCACGAGGCAAAACCACAGUUUCAGAAGACACUCGUUCAAAUAUCCAUUCCAGACGUGAAAACUGACUAUAGUCUUCUGUGCGAGGCCACAGCAAACCCCAUGCCUACUAUAAGUUGGAAUAUCACGGGAUCUCCUGUGGAGCACUGGAACAAAGAGCUAAAUGUGUUGAGUAGUCAGCUGGAGCUGAAUGUGAACGAGCUGGAGAGGGUCACAGUCGUCACGUGCAGUGCGUGGAACAAGCAUGGGCGGGGAGAGAUGACCUUCGUUGUACAGUACCGCAAAGAUACAUUUCCAAGAAGGAUCGAGGUGGUCGUUGGUGUGUUCGUUGCGUGCGCCAUUCUCGCAUUGUUCAUCAUUUCAUUUCUUGUCAUCAAACGCUGUCAAAGAAGUAAGAAUAAAGCUGGAGAAGCGGAUAAAUCACUAAAUCCACUUCACAAAGGCUCGGAAUGCUGUUAAUCUUAGCUGCACUAUCACAAUGAGAAGACAACGAUAUGCUGCCAAACCCAUGGAAAAGGACUGACUUUCGUGAGCUUUCGUCACAUAUGUCGCGCUAUGCUGUUACUUUUGACGAUUCUGUUGUGUGUACACAACCCUUUUUUUACGAGGUAUCAUUUCAAAGAGCACUUUAAUAUGUUAGGACUAUACGUGUGUAUGUAUGUUUACAGAAUCAAUAUAAACCAAACUAUAAUUGCACCACCAUAUAGGUGAGGUUACGCGAUGCUCCCGUGGUGUAACGGUCAGCGCACUGGGCUUGCAAUCCAGAGAUGACCGAUUCUGUUCCAUCUCCCAGCGUGACAACUGAAACAACGAGGCAAUCCCUCUUAAAUCCCCCCCCCCCUCCUCUGUCCACCAAGCAAUAUAAAUGGGUAUAGUCAGUGGGGUAAAAUGUGUCUACUGUAAUCCCAUACGUUUCAGGAUGUCCGUGCGCACGUGGAAAAGUAAGCCAAGACACAUUCGAUAGAGGGGGUUCUCUCGACUUAGAGUUUCCGCUUGUGGAGUCUCGUCUGCCAGCAUUGGCUCGAGCGAGUAAUUGCAGGGCUGCGCCUUUAUACGCGUGUUCGACUUGUAAGGGUUGGAGUUUGGGUUGGAUUGAACACACAGGAGUAGAUUAAGAAAUCAUUAUUUCUUUUUUUUUAAACGCCGUUCCACGAAUCAUAAUGUGCACAAUACGUUUAUACUUACUGUAUGCCGAUCAUAUACAAUGCAACGCUAUACUGUACUAGUAUACGGAUAAAACAUAUUAACGCCUGAUAUUACAGUGAUCCGUUCGCUGACCUACGGUCGAUGUGUUAGAAUAGUGGCUUGCUUAGGCUGUGCAGUGUUAAACAAUUUCAGUGCAACGUCGCAUAUCCGACCGUCGUGAAUCCACCCCGACCACCCACAUCCAGGGCGGCGACGCACUGUGCAUCGUGUCCCUCUGAAUUCACAGGAUUUCUCUCACUUCAUGCGAUUUCCUGGACAUGUUGCUCCAUGCCCUUUCAAGUCACCCAUGCGGGGCUUUUGCGUGGACUGCGCGCGCUAAACGCGGUUCGGGGCUGGUCGCUCGCCUCGUGCGAUGCAUUGCGGGCUGAGGUCAACUGUGCGGUCCGUGCGCGCCCCCAUUGGGUUCUUUGUUUGAUUUUGGAACGCAUCGGCCGCGUAAGAAGGGAAAGGGAAAUCCUGUUGCACGUUCGCAAUCUCGCGUGCAUUCACUUUCUGAAGUGCGGCAGAGUUUGUGUUUUUGCUGACGUUUCAAGCAGUCGUUAAGUCUCUCCUGCCGGGCAACAUAAUGUGUGUGUGUGCAUUCAUUCCCUAUCGACGUUCACAUAUGCUGUCCAAACCACGAGCUCAAACCCACUGCAUGUCCACUGCAUGAAAUGUGGCCGUUUUGCUCGUUAGACCACCGACUAGACCGGUUUAGGCCUCAUCGGUGCAACACAGUCAUCAAUAGGCCACCACUACCAUUUGCCUCUGUGUGUUGCCAACGCAUGGAAAGGACUUUCAACUAGUCACGAUUGUGACCCGGUUAGCAGCUGCCGACAUCUGUAAAUGAUGGGGAAAGCCCGUCACAACAGAAGCAUGAACGCAGGCUGAAACACGUGUUUAACAACACACAAAGGUGCGAAUCUUUGUGUGUACAAAAGCUCUCCUCCUUAUCUCCUUCACGAAAUUUAACUUUUUUUCACAAAGCCACAGGGAGUCGGAUAUGCGAUGUUAUAACGGCAAUUAUAGAACAUUUAUUUCGUCAGUUUCAGUAUUCUUGUGAAGUUCUUUCUUUCAAUGCAAUCUGUGGUGUGUUUUUUAAAAUCUUUUUUUAUUGCAAUGUACAUUAUAGACGUGAUGCGUGUUGAAUGAAUAAAAUAACAGAUCUCUUU
Messenger RNA from Petromyzon marinus (sea lamprey), 3983 nucleotides. RefSeq names its product basal cell adhesion molecule. The record is from RefSeq and is a predicted model, not a curated record. Lineage: Eukaryota; Metazoa; Chordata; Hyperoartia; Petromyzontiformes; Petromyzontidae.